CUUAACCUCCCUGAAUCCCUGCGUUGUGGGAAGAAUACACGCUGUAGCCUACUUGAAAAAAUCCACAACACAUUUUUAUUAUAGACAAGUGUCUUUUUUUAACAAGUAUGGGGAAUAAUAAUAGUAGUCAUGUCUCUUUUGAGUCAGACGAUCAUGGAGGCGUUUCGUUUGUGAAGGGCAUUCGGCUCUCUGAUAAAGUCAUUGACCGAAUGAGGGAGUCACCAAGUAAGGCCUGUCCAUGUCCAGGUCAAAAAGCUGCCUCCUCACCCCAUGCUGUGCCUGCUGCUCCCCAACCCAGACUCACACCCAUACCCACUGUUGAACGACUGGUCCCAGUGUUGCCUCCGUCUCCUCACUUUGUGAGCACACUAUUGCCUCCUCCACUUAUCGAGCCAGUGGAAAUCAUUGAAACACUGCCAAGUCCUCCCCUCCAACAUUCCUCAGAGGAAGUAAAAACACAGCCCCCAAUACCACCUAAAGAGCAGCUCUCAGUUCCUCUCACAACUCCUGCAGAAGGCAAAGUAGAGUCCACACCAUCAGUAACAGAAGUUGUAGCCUCACCAUCUUCACUUCCAGAAUCAGUUGUCAGCUCUCCACCCAUACCUGUAACUGAAGCCAUUCCCUCCCCUGUUCAGACAACACCUGUUUCUACCGAACCUGUGGCCUUACCACCCUCUCCACCUGUUGAUGUGCCAACAACGCCUUCCGUGGUUGUAACACCCAUCUCUCCUCCUUCAGUUGAGCGUGUGGCUGAAUCUCUACCUACACCUGAGCCUAAAGUCAUACAAGUGCCUUCUGUUGUACCUACAGUUGAGCCUGUAACUGUGGCAUCUGAACCUUCACCUACACCUCCUGUUGAACCUUUGAAUGUUCCCUCUCCUUCAAUUGAAUAUGUUAGUGAAUCUCUACCUACACCUGAGCCUAAAGUCAUACAAAUGCCUUCUGUUGAGCCUACAGUUGUACCUGUUGCCGUGGCAUCGGAACCUUUACCUACACCUCCUGUUGAUGUUUCCUCUCCUUUGGUUGAGCGUGUUACUGAAUUUCUACCUACACCUGAGCCUGAAGUCAUUCAAAUGCCUUCAGUUGAACCUACAGUUGUAACUGUAGUUGUGGAACCAGUUGUACCUGUAGUUGUGGAACCUGAACCUUUACCUACACCUCCUGUUGAUGUUUCCUCUCCUUUGGUUGAGCGUGUUGCUGAAUUUCUACCUACACCUGAGCCUGAAGUCAUUCAAAUGCCUUCAGUUGAACCUACAGUUGUACCUGUAGUUGUGGAACCUGAACUUUUACCUACACCUCCUGUUGACCUUUUGAACGGGCCCUCUCCCUCCGCUGAAGCUGAGACUCCGGUUACACGGACACCCAAAGAGCCUAUAGUCAUACCACAACCUUCAUCUGAUGAACUUUUAGUUGUACCCACACUUCCCACUAUUGAGCCUGUAGCUGAACCCACUCUUGCUCCUGCUGGGCCUGUCGCUGAACCUGUACCUACAGUUCAGCCCCAAGAUAUAAAAGUCCACCUUGUGGAACCAACAGAUAUACCCACACUUCCGGCUGAGGCCAUUUCUGCACCUGCACAUUCUGAAGACUCUGUUAUACCUGUAUCCCACCCAGUUGAACCUAUAGUCACACCCGCGUGCCAUGUUGAACCUGUAGCCGUGUCUACACCGACUGAACCUACAGGCACAGCUGCUGAGGCAAUUUCUUUACCAGUGCCUUCUGCUGAUUCGAGUUCCACACCUCUACUUUUUUCAGAAGAAACUGAAGCAAUUGCUAUGCCCUCACCCUCUGUAGUGCUCCCCCCAGUCCCGUUGCUUGCCCUGGAAGACCAUGCAGAUGUGCUUCCAAACACUUCAGCUCCCACUCCUCCUACCAGUGGACUAUUGGCCUUGCUUGCAGGAUCAGAUAGCCCACCUCCCCCACCUCAGAGGCCUGUGGACACCCAUCCCAUCCCCUCCCUCCUUGAUACCAUGAGCCCUCCUCCUCAGCUACCUCCUCCUAAAACACCUGUGGUCAAUGAAGAUGAAUUGAGAACACAAAUCAAAGGAGAACUACAGAGACUGCUGGAGCAGGAGAUGAGCCAAGCACAGUUAAGGAUUCAGAAACAAUUAGAAGAGGAGAAACUCCGAGCCAGGGCCCUCGCUCAGGUGGGUGCUCAGGCCCAGAUACAGGAGCAGGUAAAGAAGGUGUUGGAUGACGAGAGGGCGGCCCACCAGAAGUCCUUGACAGAGACCAUCAUGAGGGAGCGCAUGAACACUGAGGAUGAGCGUCUUAUUGCCCAGUAUUACUGGUUGGAGCGGAAGGCUCAGAAGCUGGAGGAAAGAGAUGAAGACCUGAAGAAACAAGAUGUCCUUUAUAGGGAGCAGAUUAACAAGCUGGAAGAGAAGAGUACACAAUUUUACAAGGUUACUAGUGAGAACUUCCGCAAGGGGAAAGAGGAUGCACACAAUCGCUUCAAGAGAGUUCAGAUUAAACCUGCUUGUUCUGAGCUGCAACAACAGAUAAUGAAGUGUUAUAAGGACAACCAAGGCCAGACCUUAGCCUGCUCCAAUAUCGCUUCGCUGUACAUCCAAUGUGUGGACAAAGCCAAACAAAAAACAAAGACGAGUAUUGGGGCAUAAACCUGAUUAAUCUCAGGAUGGCAGCAGCAUCCAUAUACAAUCCAACAUUGUACUCUUAGGUGUACUCUUGUGUUUUCUGAACAGGAUCUCCAAAACAAAGGUUUCAAUGCUCUUAAAAAUCCGCUGUGUAGUGACAAAACCUGUAGAUUUGUGAAGGCUCUGUCUGGGACAUAGGCUAUGCAAGACAAGGCCUGGAAUUAUAGUUGGUUUACUAUUCAUGUUCCAAAAAUGCAUUGUUAGUGUACACAGUAUUGCACCACCAGCCCAGAAGUUACCUGGAGUAUGUACACACUGCUCGUAUGGCGAAGGACUGAAUUUCAAUAAUUGUACAGCCACUUUGAUCCACUGCUAAUCAAAGCACACUGAAAACAAUUAUUGUAACAAAUUUGCCGUCAACAAAAUGGCAUGGGUUAGGUGGAUGCAUGCUGAUUUUCAUCUUUAAUACAUUUUCAUAAAUCAUCUUUAUAAUCUGAAUUAUGAAUGUGAAGCCAAAUAAAAGGGAAAUUCUAUUGAAAAUUGGACUUGUAGGAAUACUUUCAGCCUGUUACAGUUGUUUUCACUCACUGCACACUAUGAUAUUGUACUUAGGAUCUUCCCGAUUCAUUACAAUAAAAUAUAUUUGAAAUUUGAUAUUAGAAAAUAAACAUUUCAUUACAUUAUCAAAGGAUAAAAGAAA
This is a messenger RNA of Sardina pilchardus (European sardine), 3297 nucleotides long. It is a transcript of the gene chchd3b, whose product is annotated as coiled-coil-helix-coiled-coil-helix domain containing 3b. Bases 108 to 2621 code for a protein of 837 amino acids. The transcript has 9 exons. Gene Ontology annotation, biological process: inner mitochondrial membrane organization. NCBI's taxonomy places the organism in Eukaryota, Metazoa, Chordata, Actinopteri, Clupeiformes, Clupeidae. Gene Ontology annotation, cellular component: mitochondrion; MICOS complex. The record is from RefSeq and is a predicted model, not a curated record.